Molecule: messenger RNA, 2362 nt
Organism: Epinephelus lanceolatus (giant grouper)
Lineage: Eukaryota; Metazoa; Chordata; Actinopteri; Perciformes; Serranidae
Gene: prpf38b
Product: pre-mRNA processing factor 38B
Source: RefSeq, a predicted model, not a curated record
ACUGCACCACCAACAGUUACAGUUCCGGUUCCACCUCGCAACAGCACCUUAGCCACAACGACGGCGGGAAGUUUUUAUUAUCAAUUUAACCACAAAACAGCAACAACUAACCGGACGAAACUGUAAACGGUCGACAUUUCACUAUUUUACAUUGAUGGAUCUGUAAUCGGAAACACGCUAACUGUACACUAAGCUUCACGGCGUGGGAUUCAGCUAACAUGGCUAACGUCGGAAACCAGCUACCAACACAGGCCGUUAGUAAGCCUGCACCAGGGAAACAUGGAAAUGUAUUGCCCCUGUGGGGCAACGAAAAGACUAUGAACCUCAACCCAAUGAUUCUCACAAAUGUGCUGUCUUCGCCGUAUUUCAAAGUCCAGCUUUAUGAAAUAAAGACCUACCACGAAGUCGUGGACGAAAUCUACUUCAAGGUGACUCACGCGGAGCCUUGGGAAAAAGGAAGCAGAAAGACCGCAGGCCAGACUGGAAUGUGCGGAGGGGUGCGCGGAGUCGGGACUGGUGGUAUUGUGUCUACUGCUUUCUGUCUUCUAUACAAGUUGUUUACUCUCAAGCUGACUCGCAAACAGCUGAUGGGUCUGAUCACUCACACAGACUCUCCAUACAUCAGGGCUCUCGGCUUCAUGUACAUAAGAUACACUCAGCCCCCAGCAGAUUUGAUAGAAUGGUACGACGGCUUCCUGGAUGAUGAGGAGGAGCUCGACGUAAAGGCAGGAGGCGGCUGUGUGAUGACCAUCGGAGAGAUGCUGCGCUCCUUCUUGACCAAACUUGAGUGGUUCUCCACUCUGUUCCCUCGUAUCCCAGUGCCUGUGCAGAAGAUUAUUGACCAGCAGAUGAAGGCCAGGCCUCGCAAGAUUGCGCUGAAGGAGACGCAGGAGGAGGAUGUUGCAGUGGCAGAGGCAGGGAGGCAAGGAGAACGGCGCCGCUCCAGGACGCCCAGACGGACACCAAGCCCCCGAAGGUCACCAAAGCGGUCAAGGAGCAGGAGCCACCACCGCGAGAAAGAGCGCCAUGGCCCCAGCUUUGACCGAGAGCUGGAGAGGGAGCGUGACCGCCAGAGGAAGGAGAGGGAGGGCAGGGACCGCGACAGAGAUAGGGAGAGAGGGGACCGAGGGGACAGGGAGAGACGGCGGUCCCGCAGCACUGACAGGAACCAAGACCGGCGAGAACGUAGAAGAAGCCACAGCGGCAGCCGGGACCGAAGGAACGAACGCAGAGACAAAGAAAGAGACGGCGGGGAUGACAGGAGCAGGAGGAAGGACAGGGAACACCAUAAAGAUAGAGGCGCCGAGAGGGAGAGGUCCAAGGAUAGAAAGAACAGGGGAGAGAUGGAUGACAGGAGGCACAAAGAUGACAGGGACAGGCACCGAGAAGAGAGGAAGGCCAAAAGGUCAAGCCGGAGUCGAAGCAGGGAGAGGAGGCACAAAAGCGGGGGAGAGGAGAAGAGCAGGAAAAGAGAGCGCAGCCACAGCAGAGAUAGAGACAGGGACAGAGAUGGAGAACAGCGUUCUCACAAACGUAGUGGUAGCAAAGAGAGGAGCCAUCAUCAGCGAGAGUCCAGUAAUGACCAUAGUAGACAUAGUGAACGCAGAAGGAGUCAGAGCACUGAGUAAAUGUCGCCUCCCAGCAAUAUUACUUCUUAUUCUCCUGUGUUUUUCUUCCUUUUUUUCUACCCAGUUGUCUGCUCUGUCACUUGUGCUAAAGAGAAGGAAUGUCAGCACAUUGGACAUCUGGAGUUGUUGUCUUUGGCCAAUGUAUUGUUGCUUUCCAUUUAUGUUUUUCUGCCUUUUUCACUCCCCCAUUAGCCCAUUGUUAGUCCUCACUUGAAAUUUGAAAAGUGACAAAACGGCAUUUUAAUUUUUUAUGGUGCGUUCGUUUCCCUUCAGCAAGAUGUGGGUUUGUAAAUAGCGUUCCACAGGCUGUCUACACACCAUGAAAGGUCUGAGUUGCAUUGCUUGCUGAGUCGGGUGCAGUCAGUGCCGAAAGCUCAGCUCAACAAACGUCAUAAUUUAUGUAAUUUAUACAGAAUUACUGUUAUUUUCAGGCGGUACAAAAGCCAAAACAUUUUAAAUUUUGACUAAUAUUACAGGGCAUAUGUCUGGAUUUUUCUUCAUAUUUAAUCUUCUUGGUGAGCUGUACUGUGAUGCUUUGAAGGUACACCAGCGGUGUGGCUCGGCACAAAGCAACUCUCUCCACGGUCCUGUGUAGACAGCCUGAGAAUGUUUUCAUCCUGUAAAGGGCAGUCCACAAAGGGUAAUUUUUUUACCACACACACUGAGCCCUGCCUGUGCUGUGUUUGGGUUAUUGCUCUGUUGCAGUUUGUUUUCUAAUAAAACACUUUUACAAA